Molecule: messenger RNA, 2603 nt
Organism: Melanotaenia boesemani (Boeseman's rainbowfish)
Lineage: Eukaryota; Metazoa; Chordata; Actinopteri; Atheriniformes; Melanotaeniidae
Gene: cog5
Product: component of oligomeric golgi complex 5
Exons: 22
Coding region: 32-2485 (817 amino acids)
Biological process (GO): intra-Golgi vesicle-mediated transport
Cellular component (GO): COG complex
Source: RefSeq, a predicted model, not a curated record
CGACAGUGACGUCACAUGCGGAAGCGUCAACAUGGAGGACAGCAGAGAAUCUUCCACGACUUCACUCUUGAAAGAUGAAUGCUUCGUGGAUUUUCUGGCUGAGGACUUUGACGUGAAGACGUAUACCGCUCAGGCCAUCCACCAGGCUGUGAUCGCGGAGCAGCUGGCCGGGCUGGCUCAGGGCAUCAGCCAGCUGGACAAAGAGCUGCACAGCCAGGUUGUGGCGAGACACGAGGAUUUACUGGCUCAGGCCACAGGGAUCGAGUCUCUGGAAGGUGUUCUUCAGAUGAUGCAGACGAGGAUCAGCGCGCUGCAGGCAGCUGUUGACAGGAUCAGGACGAAGAUCGUUGACCCGUACAACAAGAUCGUGGCCAGGAUCACCCAGUUAGCCAGACUGCAGGUGGCCUGCGACCUGCUGCGGAGGAUCAUUCGCAUCCUGUACCUGAGUAAGAGGCUGCAGGGUCAGCUGCAGGGGGGCAGCAGGGAGAUCACUAAGGCUGCUCAGAGCCUCAACGAACUGGACUACCUGUCUCAGGGCGUGGAUCUGAGCGGCAUCCAGGUGAUCGAGAACGACCUGCUGCUGAUCAGCCGAGCCCGGCUGGAGGUGGAGAACCAGGCCAAGAGGCUGUUGGAGCAGGGCAUGGAGAUCCAGAACCCAACCCAGGUUGGCACAGCCCUGCAGGUCUUCUAUAAUCUGGGGAGUCUAAGGGAGACCAUUGGCUCUGUGGUGGGGGCCUACCGGACCACAAUAAAAGACAACAUCACCAGCGCUCUGGACAUCAAGGGGCUCACGCAGCCAGCUAACCCCAGAGGAGCUCCAGGCAGAGCAGUGCUGCCAACCCCUGGGAAUACCGCAGCCUUCCGUGCUGCUCUGUGGACCAACAUGGAGAAACUGAUGGACCAGAUCUGUGCUGCAUGCAGACAGGUGCAGCACCUGCAGAAGGUCCUGAUGAAGAAGAGAGACCCUGUGAGUCAUGUGUGCUUCAUCGACGAGAUCAUCAAGGACGGUCAGCCUGACAUCCUGUACACCUUCUGGACCGACGUGACCAGCACUCUCAGUGAGGAGUUUCACAGAGCAACUGAAGCCUCAUCCUUCCUGAAGCAGGCUUUUGAAGGGGAAUAUCCGAAGCUGCUGCGCCUGUACAACGAGCUGUGGCGCCGCCUGCAGCAGUACAGCAGCAGUCUGCAGGGGCUGGUGACGAUGGGCGGGGGGGUGGAGGCAGCUCUGGACAUCGCUGCAGCCGACUCGGACAGCCAGGACCUCUUCACACACAGCAAAAAGGACUACAACCCAGAGAAGGCUCUGAAAGACUCUCUGCAGCCAUAUGAAGCAGCCUACCUCUCCAAGUCCCUGUCCCGCCUGUUCGAUCCCAUCAACCUGGUGUUUCCCAUGGGGGGGCGAAACCCCCCCUCCAAUGAUGAGCUGGACAGCAUCAUCAAGACCAUCAGCAGUGAGCUGAACGUAGCAUCGGUGGAUCAGAACCUCUCUCUUUCUGUGGCCAAGAACGCAGCCAAAACCGUCCAACUCUUCUGUGUGAAGUCUGAACAGCUGCUGUGCACACAAGGCGAUGCCAGUCAGGUGAUCGGUCCAUUAACAGACGGUCAGAGGAGGAACGUCGCGGUGGUCAACUCCCUGUACCGCCUCCAGCAGGCUGUUGCCAAGAUCAUUUCAGGUUUGGGGUCGAGUCCGCCGGCUGCUGUAGAGGCGCUGUCUUCUUCUUUGGAGGGUCUGCAGGUGCUGAUGGGCAGCGCCAUUCAGCCGCUGCUGCAGUCGGUGAGCGACUCCAUCGAGGCCAUCAUCAUCACUCUUCAUCAGGAGGACUUCUCAGGGUCAGGGCCGCUGUCCAGCUCCGAUAAACCCGACGUCCCGUGUUCUCUGUACAUGAAGGAGCUGCAGGGCUUCAUCUCCAGAGUCAUGGCCGACUAUUUCAGACAUUUCCAGUGUGUGGACUUCAUCUACGAGAACACCGAGUCCAUCGCUCAGAGAGCCAUCCAGCUCUUCCUCCGCCAUGCCAGCCUGCUCCGGCCGCUGGGCGAUGGCGGCAAGAUGAGGCUGGCUGCCGACUUCGCUCAGAUGGAGAUGGCGGUGGCUCCUCUCUGCCGGAGGGUGUCGGAUCUGGGAAAACCGUACCGGAUGCUGCGCUCCUUCAGGCCUCUGCUGUUUCAGACCAGCGAGUUGAUCGCCAGCAGUCCAGCUGUGGGUGAGCUGAUCCCCUACAGCACUCUGAUCCACUUCCUGUUCAGCAGAGCCCCCCCUGAGCUCAAGUCUCCUCACCAGAGAGCAGAGUGGUCCAUCGCCCGUUACUCCCAGUGGUUGGAUGAUCAUCCGUCUGAGAGAGACCGACUCAGCCUCUUCAGGGGAGCUCUGGAGGCCUACGUCCAGUCGGUCCGGGCCCGGCAGGGAAAGGAGUUCGCUCCGGUUUAUCCCAUCAUGCUCCAGCUGUUACAGAGAGCCAGCAGUGGUGGACAGGAGGCCAAAGCCUGAAGAGGACUGGACCCACAUCUGGACCAGGGUCCACUUCUGUCCACACUACAUGAAGACUCGUCUGGAUCGGUUCAUAAUAAAUAAUUGAUUUUAAUAAAGGCAACAAAAAAAACAGGAA